This is a messenger RNA of Aspergillus clavatus NRRL 1, 3090 nucleotides long. Its product is annotated as WD40 repeat domain-containing protein. Gene Ontology annotation, biological process: regulation of mitotic cell cycle; mitotic spindle organization. Lineage: Eukaryota; Fungi; Ascomycota; Eurotiomycetes; Eurotiales; Aspergillaceae. Gene Ontology annotation, cellular component: mitotic spindle. Gene Ontology annotation, molecular function: protein binding. The record is from RefSeq and is a predicted model, not a curated record. Bases 1 to 3090 code for a protein of 1029 amino acids. The transcript is spliced from 4 exons.
AUGACGGUCAGAAGCAGAAAUGGUGGUCCGGGUUCGUCCAUCAGGAUUACACCAUCGAAUUCGCCUGGUCUAAGAGCUCCAGCACGAUCUCCCAAUAAAACCUCGCUGCACCAGUCCUCCCUCUCCCUGCAGACUGUCAUCGGCACGACGACUACCAAUCCGAACGGCUUCUCGAGUCACGUUCAAAGUAGAUCAUUUGCGCUAUGUGCAGGUUCGGCAGCGAUUCUAGCGGAGUUGGACGAUGAGAACCGUGUCACCCAGCGGUUCUUCAAAGCACGCCCCUCUGCGAGCAGCGUCAACCCGAUUACAUCCUUCUACAACCAGUCCACCCCGCCUUCCACACCCGACCCCCGCACGAGAUCGGUACCCAGCCUCAAAGCGAACAAUGCAGUAAGCAGUGGUUCACCGUCCAGUGACUUGGCGGAGAGUAACAGUCCUCGUUCCUGGUCUUCUCGGGAGAGGAUCAAGGCAGUAACGAGCGUCUCGAUCAGUCCGAAUGGAAGGAUGCUCGCGGUUGGAGAGACUGGCUACAAUCCCCGGGUUCUCAUCUUCUCGACGGCCAAGGAUGGAUCCUCAGAGAUUCCCCUGUCAAUUCUUACCGAACACACAUUUGGCAUUCGCGCCCUUGCCUUCAGUCCCACCUCGCAAUACCUGGCUACCCUUGGCGAUGCGAAUGACGGCUUCCUGUUCGUAUGGGCUGUCAACCUAAAGACCGGAUCCGCUAGACUACAUUCAACAAACAAAUGUACCUUUAUAGUCCGCCAACUGUGUUGGAUGGGGCAGAGCUUGAUCACCGUCGGCGUUCGACAAGUGAAGGUUUGGAGGCUUUUGGAAGCGCGACCCGUAUCUCCAGUCAAGUCGCGUCUGAAUGCAGACUCCACAACCAACUCCCCUACAGGGGCCCCGAAAGCGCUGUCUGGGCGAAAUUGUGUCCUUGAAGACCUCGUGAGCUCCACCUUCACGAGCGUAGCAAGCAUAUCAGACAACGAGGCUGUGGUGGGCACGGAGGACGGUGCUCUCUGCCACGUGGAAGAUACCGAGGGAACUGUGCGACUAUCCCUCAUCAAGUAUGUUGGAUUCAGCAUUCUCUCUCUAGCAACCGACCUGGAGCAGAAUUGUAUAUGGGUGGGCGGGUUGGAAAACAGAAUUCAAAGAUUGCCAAUCGAGAUACUUCGACCAUCACGGCCUCAUUCACCAGGUGCCUCGGGUCGUACUUCGGCGGGGCAGAAAUCCAAAGGGCCUUCGGUCACUUGCAUGGCUUCUCUGGGAUCUCAUCUGGUGACGGUCGAUUCGGGCAGGGAAAUCCGCAUAUAUGAAGUAGAUUCAAUGAGUGAUGAUGGCGAGCAAUCUCAACUGCCACUCGCGAUCUCGGCUCAUAGGGACGCCGUUCGUGGUGUUUCUCCACUUGCAAGACCCAAUAGGCUCCAAGCCGACUUUUUCACGUGGUCAUCGCAGGGAACAUUGCAUUUUUGGGAUACGAACGGCGAGUGUCGAGAAUCCAGAACAGUCGCUCUGGAGCAGCCUGCAGGCGCUGACGAAAACCAUACAAACGAACUUAAGAUUCUGAGGGCAACUGAAGAUCUAGAGCUUUUCAUCUCUGGAGACAAACUUGGGGUCCUGAGCGUCUUCCUGGGGAAGACUUGGAAAUGUGUCAAUCAGGUUCGAGCCCAUGGAGGUGAAAUUACCGAUGUGGCUCUCCUACAGGCCACCGACUCGUGUCUAAUUGCUAGCUCCGGCCGAGAUCGAACGGUACAGCUCUUCCGCAGCAGCGCAGAGAGCUUGGAACUGGUUCAAACCAUGGACGACCAUGUGGGCUCCGUUAACCAGCUGCUUUUUAUUAACAAUGGUGAAAAACUUCUCUCUUGUUCAUCGGACCGUACGGUAAUCAUCAGGGAACGCAUGACGCGCGAGAUCAAUGGCGAAAUAGUCGUUGCCUAUCUGAUAUCGAAACAUAUCAUACUGAAAUCAUCACCGUUGUCUAUUGCUCCAUCCACGGACGCUUCCAACAUGCUCAUCAUAUCCACCGUUGACCGCUGGAUACAGCAAUAUGAUAUGGAGUCUGGGAAGCACAUGCGUUUAUUCAAGACUACUGAUGCUGAAUCAGCCGAUACUGUUGUCAUGAGUUCCUUGACCAUGGCCGCCGAGAUUCCUGGUCAAAGUCCUACGUUGCUUGUUGGAGUAUCGGGCACUGACAAAUCAAUCCGCGUGUAUGACAUGGAUCGAGAAGUGCUUUUGACUGCCGAAUUCGGACAUGCAGAAGGUGUCAGUGAUGUCUGCUUACUACAAAAAGAGCCUGGAUCUCCUGGAGAGACUAUCACCCGAACGGUGGUUAGUGCUGGUAUGGACGGAGUCGUCAUGAUAUGGAAUCUGCUGGUGCAACCGCAGCAAUCCCAGGAUUCGAUUCAGACUAACAGCGGAGAAGAAGACAUUCGUGCUGGUUUGAAGGAGUUGACUGUUUCCAGACCACCUUUGCGCAAGGUUUUGUCUAGAAGUGAGCUCGCCGAGUUUCAGCGGCAAGAAAACAUCACAGGAACUCCAACUCCUGUGCGCCCCCCUUCUCGGUCAUUGGUUCGCAAAUCCUCCAAAUUCUCGCUCACAUCCUCGUCCCUGAAAAACGAGAAUGUAGCACCCACAACACCUUCGCUCUCCUCUUCAACGUCUCGUCGAUCACCCACCUCCCAGUCUCGCCUACAGCAGUUGCGAAGGUCACCAUCCCCAACCCCAAAGUCGGCGCCCGGGAAGAAGCCAAGUAACAUCAGCAAUAACACACGCCACUCCCCUUCGGACUUCCACUCCCGCGGCAAGAAUACCUCUAGGAGCGAAAUUGGAGGCCUGAACACAUCUACUGAGCAGAUAUGUCGCACAUUGAAGGCCUACAGAAGAAAGUUGCACAGCUGCACAGAAAAUCUCCAGUCCCAAAAGGAACUGGAGCGUGAGUUGGAUCUCACCCUUCGGGUUCUAGCCUCUCGGAGUAAAUCACGCAAUGAUGCAGAAACAGAAACUGACAGCAGCGGCAAGGAGAGUGAGGGAAAACAGAAGCCCUUUUUACACGUCUCCCAUCGCAUGUCCCCGGCCUCCGGUCGAAUCUAG